AUGUCUAAUACAUUGCCAGUAACUGAAUUUCUUCUAUCCAAAUACUACGAACUUUCUAAUACUCCUGCCACAGACUCAUCGUCGUUCUUCAAAUGGCUAUACCACAAGACUCUAUCCCGUAAACAGCUGCUCAUAUCUGACCUGUCCUCCCAGAAAAAACACGCUAUCUCUUACGAUCAAUGGAAUGACAUAGCGUUGCGAUUAGAUGACCUGACGGGCCUUUCUGAGUGGAAAACAAUCAACGAAUCCUCGUUGUAUAACUAUAAGCUGCUGCAAGACUUGACCCUCCGCAUGCGCCAUUUGAGAAACACUCAUGAUUAUCACCGCCUGCUCUAUCUUAUUAGAACUAAGUGGGUCCGUAAUCUUGGCAACAUGAAUAACGUUAAUCUUUACAGGCACUCGCAUACUGGCACGAAACAAAUUAUACACGACUAUCUAGAAGAGUCUCAAGCGGUACUCACCGCACUCAUCCAUCAGUCAUAUAUGAAUGACCACUAUCUCCUGGGUAUCUUGCAACAAACAAGAAGAAACAUAGGCCGCACGGCUCUCGUGCUUAGUGGCGGCAGCACCUUCGGGCUUUUCCAUAUCGGUGUUCUUGCCGCCCUUUUUGAAUCAGACCUAAUGCCUAGAGUUAUUAGCGGUAGCAGUGCUGGCGCCAUCGUCGCCAGCAUAUUUUGUGUCCACACGACUCAGGAAAUUCCCUCCUUGUUGACCAAUAUACUUAAUAUGGAAUUUAAUAUCUUCAACGAUGACAAUUCCAAAUCCCCCAACGAAAACUUACUAAUCAAGAUAUCGAGAUUCUGCCAAAAUGGUACCUGGUUCAAUAACCAACCUUUAAUUAACACGAUGCUUUCGUUUUUGGGAAACUUGACCUUUAGGGAAGCCUACAAUAAGACGGGCAAAAUCUUGAAUGUCACAGUCUCUCCUGCAUCCAUAUACGAACAACCAAAACUACUAAACAACCUUACUGCUCCAAACGUUCUCAUCUGGUCCGCUGUAUGCGCAUCUUGCUCGCUGCCUGGAGUUUUCCCCUCCACACCAUUAUUCGAGAAAGACCCUCACACAGGUAAAAUUAAAGAAUGGGGGGCAACCAAUUUACAUCUAUCGAACAUGAAAUUCAUGGAUGGAUCUGUAGAUAAUGACAUGCCCAUUUCUCGUCUUUCAGAAAUGUUCAAUGUCGACCACAUUAUCGCAUGCCAGGUGAAUAUACAUGUGUUCCCGCUUUUGAAAUUUUCAAACACUUGUGUUGGAGGUGAAAUUGAAAAGGAAAUUACCGCUCGUUUCAGAAACCAAGUAACAAAGAUUUUCAAAUUUUUUUCCAACGAAACUAUUCAUUUCUUAGACAUUUUAAAGGAGUUUGAGUUCCAUCCAUAUUUAAUGACGAAAUUGAAACACCUUUUCUUACAACAAUAUUCCGGUAAUGUCACUAUCUUACCCGAUCUAUCGAUGGUUGGCCAAUUCCACGAAGUAUUAAAGAACCCAUCCCAACUUUUCUUGUUGCACCAAACUACUUUAGGCGCAAGAGCUACUUGGCCGAAAUUAUCCAUGAUUCAAAAUAACUGUGGCCAAGAAUUCGCUCUGGAUAAGGCCAUCACUUUUCUAAAGGAGAAAAUUAUCAUCUCUUCCUCAAUAAAAAACCCUUUACAAUUUUAUCAGCCUCGAUUCAGUGAGCAAAUCAAGUCUUUGUCCAUAAUGGAUGCUGACUUGCCGGGAGUUGACUUGGAAGAAUCCUCCUCCAAUUCGUUAUCAAUCAUCAAGUCCCCCAAUAAAACAGCGGUGAGAUUUCCUCUUCAGACACUACCUUCCCCAUCUUCUGCCUUCAACAAGAGAAAAGUGGAGUUUUUGUCACCUUCUCCGUCUCCUUCCAUAUCGCCACAACGUUCAAAGUCCUCAUCGAUACAGGGUACAAGGCAAAAGGCAAAUUCUUUGUCGUUCGCCAUUGGCGCGUCUAAUUUACGAUUAAAGAAAUCUCCAUUGAAGAUACCAUCACGCCCUCCAUUCAAGAAAAGAUCUUCUUAUUAUAAUCAAAAUAUGUCGACAGAGAUGAGGAGAAAUAGAAAAAAAUCUGGAACAAUUUCCUCUUAUGAUGUUCAAACAAACUCAGAAGAUUUCCCUAUACCAGCCAUUGAAAACGGUUCAUUUGAUAACACUUUAUUCAAUCCAAGUAAGUUCCCCAUGGAGGCUAUGUCGGCAGCCACAAACGAUAAUUUCAUGAACAAUUCAGACAUUUUCCAAAACUAA
Saccharomyces paradoxus is the source of this 2241-nucleotide messenger RNA. It is a transcript of the gene TGL5, whose product is annotated as triacylglycerol lipase. Gene Ontology annotation, molecular function: triacylglycerol lipase activity. The transcript has a single exon. Bases 1 to 2241 code for a protein of 746 amino acids. Gene Ontology annotation, biological process: lipid metabolic process. Lineage: Eukaryota; Fungi; Ascomycota; Saccharomycetes; Saccharomycetales; Saccharomycetaceae. The record is from RefSeq and is a predicted model, not a curated record.